Molecule: messenger RNA, 6533 nt
Organism: Struthio camelus australis
Lineage: Eukaryota; Metazoa; Chordata; Aves; Struthioniformes; Struthionidae
Gene: ZFAT
Product: zinc finger and AT-hook domain containing
Biological process (GO): regulation of transcription by RNA polymerase II
Cellular component (GO): nucleus
Molecular function (GO): RNA polymerase II cis-regulatory region sequence-specific DNA binding; DNA-binding transcription factor activity, RNA polymerase II-specific
Source: RefSeq, a predicted model, not a curated record
GAUCAUUCAGAUUAUUUAAUGCACUAACUGAAUGUUUUUAUGCGCAGAAGUCAUAGUGUGACUCCACAGUUUUGGGAGACCUGUGAGGAGUGUCAUGUACUCUGAUAAUCUUACAGAAAAAGCUCAAAUGUGUACCUUCUGGAAACUACUCUUUACCAAAGCUGAUGCUUGGCAACAGAAGAUGCCCUGCUGACCCUUUGCAGCUUGGCAGAAAAUGCUCCUUAGUGUGUGAGGCUAAGCCUGUACUCUGUAUUCCAGGGUACAGAUUGCUCAGGGCUGCUGGAACAGAGGCGUUUGUGGUGUGUGGAUGUGUUUCUGUUUUGUUUUUUACCUUCAGCAGACUGUCUUCUUUUCUGGUAUCCUCAGCACCAAGCAAACGCAGUGGUAAAAUAGAGGGCAGUUAAUCAAUGAGGUAAACAUGCUUUCCUGACUCAUCUACACUGUUUGCGUACCAGCAGGUGGAUGGAGCGUUGGUAGCAGAAGACAGAUUUCCAGAGGUGUUUGGAGUAGUUUGCAGAUAGAUACGGUGAUUGGUCUAACCAGCUUGCAUCAUGAAAUUAUAAAACUCCUAAAACAAUGGAGAGGGGAGAGCGAGACUGAGACUGCUACCGCUGCUACUGUACUCUUACUGUGAUUAACUCAGACCGUCCUGAAAUUGCAUCAGUAAUCUCUGUAGCACAUGUGGUUAUCUACUCCUGUUGUGCUGUACUGUCCAGUACUGUGUGCAUAGCCUUUUUUUUCAGAUGAGCACGUUGGUUGAUUCACCAAAAGCUGUGACAGACAACAGAGUCUUAGAAGCUUCUGUGCAUGUGUGGAACUGAGAAGCCCAGCACUGAUACCCUGUCAAUACUGACUGGGGAUCCGGGAAUCUGGCAUAUCUAUUUUAAACUUUUUCUGAAGGUCCCAGUCUGCAGGCAUUUUCAGAAGAUGCUGCAUAUACAUUGACCAAGUACUUCAAACAACCAAUCUUCUGGGCGUUCUUCCUGCUCUUCUGCCCUUCACCAAAUCCUAACUGAAAGCAGUGAGAAAUAAGGGGUCAAUUCCAUCUUCAUGUGUAAGCUUUGUAACUUAUUUUCACCAAAUCAAUCAGAAUUAUUGUCUCACGUCUCUGAGAAGCAUGCAGAAGAAGGGACUAAUGUGGAUGACAUCAUUAUUCCGCUCCAACCACUAACAGCACCCACAAAUAUAAACAAAAAUGGAGAAGAGCUUCUUGUAGUGAAGAGAAAAAGGGGCAGACCGAAAGGGUCUACUAAGAAGUUCUGUGUGGAUGAAGAAGUGACAGAGAAUAGUAAUUCUGUUCCAAGCGAUGAAGCUCAGCCGGGGUCAGAGGAAGGACCAGAACUGGCUGAAGUUUCACCAGGCAAUUUGGAAUGUAGGAAAUGCAGUCGGAAGUUCUCUAACGCACGUCAGCUGAGGAAACAUAUCUGCAUUAUUGUUUUAAAUGAAGGAGAGGAAGAAGGAGAUGGAGGUAAUGAUUCUGACGUUGACCUUGACAGGAAGGAAGACGAGCGAGAAAAACCUCCAAAGAGGCCCAGAGUUCAGAAAGCAGAGAAAACCCUUUCAACUAAGGAGGCUGAACAGGUUUCAGGAGCUAAAAAUCCUAUUAUAAGUGUGGUUUUGACAGCCCAUGAAGCUAUUCCAGGAGCCACAAAAAUUGUCCCAGUUGAGGCUACUCCCCAAGAAAGUGAACCCACCACUCCAGAGACAGCCGUUCAAGACCCAUCACAACGAAGAGGGUAUCAAGAAUAUGCCAUUCAGCAAACCCCAUAUGAACAGGCAAUGAAAUCAAGCAGGUUAGGUCCAACUCAGCUGAAGAUUUUUACGUGUGAAUACUGUAACAAGGUGUUCAAAUUUAAACACUCCCUCCAAGCACACUUGAGGAUUCAUACAAAUGAAAAGCCUUACAAGUGUUCAUACUGUAAUUAUGCCAGUGCAAUCAAAGCCAACCUUAAUGUUCACAUGCGGAAACAUACAGGGGAGAAGUUCAGCUGUGAUUAUUGUACCUUCACUUGCCUCAGCAAAGGCCAUCUCAAAGUCCACAUUGAAAGAGUUCACAAGAAAAUUAAGCAGCAUUGUCGCUUCUGCAAAAAAAAGUACUCGGAUGUUAAAAAUUUAAUCAAGCAUAUCAAGGAAACCCAUGAUCUUCAAGAUAAAAAAGUGAAAGAUGUUUUUGACGAACUUCGCCUGAUGACACGAGAGGGCAAAAGACAACUUCUUUAUGACUGCCAUAUUUGUGAACGGAAGUUCAAAAAUGAACUGGAUCGAGAUCGUCAUAUGCUUGUUCAUGGUGAUGAAAGGCCCUUUGCAUGUGAGCUCUGUGGUCAUGGAGCCACUAAAUACCAAGCUCUUGAGCUUCAUGUUCGAAAACACCCUUUUGUAUAUGUAUGUUCUGUCUGCCUGAAGAAAUUUGUCAGUUCUGUAAGACUCCGUGCUCACAUCAAAGAUGUGCACACGGAUUUGCCAGAGACUUCUGUUUUUAACAGCUCUAUCAAUCAGAGUUUCUGCCUGCUUGAGCCAGGAGGUGAUAUCCAGCCAGAAGCACUCGGUGAACAGCUAGCACAAAGUGCAGAUGAAUUAACUGCCGUGAGUGCUGAUGCUGUUAACAUGCCAAAGCCAUCUGCUUGUAAAGGUGAAUCAAAGGCUGCAGAGGUAAACUGUAAUGGUCAGCAUAAUGGUGACUUAAAAGUCAGUACAGUCUCUUCCUUAGAAUUUGAAAAUCCUCUGGUGGAGAAUGCAACAGAGCCACUGUGCCAGGCAUCAACAGAAAUAGCAACCCCAAACAUUCAGUCCUGUGUAGCGUCAGAUUGCUUUAUGAUGAAAAAUGGCACUACUGCUCCUGAUGAGUUAAAGGUUUCUCCUGGAAAUGAGGAAGUUGUUAAUCAUUGCAGUUCUGUAAAUAUCCAGGGUGAGGAAAUCCAGCUUCUGUUGCCAGAAGACAAAAGUUUAAAUCAAAAUCAGAACAACACAAUGACUGAGAACCUUUCUGAAGAGAAAGAUCAAUCUGUUGCUUCUAAUGAAUCAGAAGCAAGUAAAUCAUCUGAUCAAAAUUCAACAGAAGUCUCUAAUCCUUUGCCAGCAGCAGAUUCUAAUGCAGCCAGCAGUUCACAGGCAGAUUCUUCUAAUGCAGUUACAACUGAUAAUCGAAGUGGAGCUGUUGCCUUUAUGCAGAUCUUGGACAACUUACAGAAGAGACAAAUGAACACAGAGUUGUGUGAGAGGAUAAGGAAGGUUUAUGGAGACUUGGAAUGUGAAUAUUGUGGCAAGUUGUUUUGGUACCAAGUGCAUUAUGACAUGCAUGUGCGUACGCACACUCGAGAACAUUUGUAUUACUGCUCCCAGUGCAAUUACUCAUCAAUCACCAAAAACUGCCUUAAGCGUCACGUCAUUCAAAAACACAGUAAUAUUUUGCUGAAAUGUCCCACAGAACACUGUGACUACUCCACUCCAGAUAAAUAUAAACUCCAGGCACAUCUUAAAGUUCACACUGAGCUGGACAAAAAGAGUUAUUCCUGUCCUGUGUGUGAGAAGUCAUUUUCUGAAGAUCGACUUAUAAAAUCACACAACAAGACAAAUCACCCCGAGGUUUCAAUGAGUACCAUUUCUGAGAUUCUUGGCAGAAGAGUUCAGCUGAAAGGACUUAUUGGAAAACGAGCUGUGAAAUGUCCUUAUUGUGAUUUUUAUUUUAUGAAGAAUGGAUCAGAUCUUCAACGUCACAUUUGGGCUCAUGAAGGUGUUAAGCCCUUCAAAUGUUCUCUUUGUGAAUAUGCCACUCGCAGCAAGAGUAACUUGAAAGCCCAUAUGAAUCGUCACAGCACUGAGAAAACGCAUCUUUGUGAUAUGUGUGGGAAAAAGUUCAAAUCAAAAGGCACUUUGAAGAGUCAUAAACUCCUUCAUACUGCUGAUGGAAAACAAUUUAAAUGUACGGUGUGUGACUAUACAGCUGCCCAAAAACCACAGCUCCUACGUCAUAUGGAGCAGCAUGUCUCUUUCAAGCCUUUCCGUUGUGCGCAUUGCCAUUAUUCCUGCAAUAUAUCUGGUUCCCUGAAGAGGCAUUACAACAGAAAGCAUCCUAAUGAAGAGUAUGUAAAUGUAGGUUCUGGGGAACCUGCAGCAGAAGCACUUAUCCAACAAGGUGGCAUUAAGUGUCCUGUUUGCAGCUUUGUGUAUGGUACAAAAUGGGAGUUCAACAGACAUCUUAAGAACAAGCAUGGUCUGAAGCUAGUGGAACACGAUGGAGAGACAAAGUGGGAGUUAACUGCUGAAGUUUCUGAAGAAUCAUCCACUCAGUAUCUCCAUAUAACAGAGGCUGGAGAAGAUGUUCAGGGCACUCAAGCUGCAGUAGCUGCGUUACAGAACCUUAGAUAUACUUCUGAGAAUGGUGAAAGGCUUGACCCAACAGCUGUGAACAUCCUACAGCAAAUCAUUGAGUUGGGUGCAGAAACUCAGGAUGCCACUGCAGUUGCUUCUGUAGUUACCAUGGCACCUGGAACUGUGACAGUGGUAAAGCAGGUAAAAGAGGAGGAGCAAUCAGCCAAUCACACUUUGAUGAUUCAAGAGACUUUGCAGCAAGCCUCAGUGGAGCUAUCUGAACAGCAUCACCUGGUGGUCUCCUCAGAUGAAGUGGAGGGAAUUGAGACAGUGACUGUCUAUACGCAGGGAGGAGAGGCUUCGGAAUUUAUAGUUUAUGUACAGGAAGCUGUGCAGCCUGUGGAAGAACAAACUGUGGAACAGUCGGUCCAGGAGCUCUAGGGAACAGUAUGCAAAGGUGAUGGCUUGAUUUGUCAAAGCUAAAACUUUAUUUUCAUAACACAGCCAAAAGGAAACAUGCUGGCAAAGUUUCAAUUCAUUUGUGAAGCAAGGCCUUGUUACUGGAUAGUGAUCUGGCUGGUUGGCUUGUAUCAGCAGCUUGGACGUAUUAUAGACAAAACUUCCUCAGACUUCUUGGAGGGGAAAAACGUUCAUAUUUUGAGGAAAUAACAUUCUUCCUCUUCUAAGAAGACCUCUCAGCUGCUUCCUCUAAAUCCUGAAAAACGUGGUUGGUAACUUCAAAACCAUGUUAUCCUUACAGUAAUAAAACAGCUAUAAAGGUCAGCUAGAAUAUCUAGAGAAGUCAGUAUAUCCCAUGUUAUAAAUACUUGAUAUGUUCUUGACUUCAGUGGAAACAGGGUUUUUUUGUAAACUUAGCACGACUUCUUGUUUCUGAGUAUAUGCUCAGAAUGUGUUUGCAGAGUUGUGGACCUAACCCAAAUAUGUUAGGCUCAAGACUUUAAUUACAAAUAUACCACCGAUGGACUCUAGUUUGUACUUCUGAGUUGAUCCUUUGAUUUCAGAAGACUUUUAAAGCCAUAUAUAAUAAUUUUGGGUACGAGUAGGAUGAUUAUUAUUUAGAUGAUUGGAUAAUGCUAACGCUCUCUAUCCCGCUAAAUAAAUACCUGUCACUACCAUACAAUGAAACCAAAUCUAUUUGUCAACUUACUGAAAUAUUCUUUUGCUUUGGAGAGAAAAUUAUUAUUCAAAUGAUUUGUAAAUGCUAUAAAAUAUGUAUGUUAAUAUGUUUUAAAAAGACAAGUUUUUGUAAAUAUAUGACUGGAUGAAAGAACCUGUACAAAAAAACCUAAAUAUUGACAAGAGUUUAGAUAUUCUUAAUUAUGCAUGUAUAUAGUUCCAAGUUUUUCUUCAUGAGUCCUAAAUUGUUUCUGAUUUAAUAUUUUUAAAUUUGAGCUAUAAAGGUUAUUAAUUGAUAACAAAAUUGUCAUGUUUCCUUUUAAUGCACUAAUUUCUUAAGUGUCGACUUCCUUUUCACCGCUAAGUAAAGAAUGCUGCUUUGCAUUUUCAAUUUAACAAAUUAUUCCUUUAGUUAAUACUCUCUAGUCAAAGUAGCAGCACAGUGAAGUCAAGGAGGACCUUAUAUGACUUGAACUUAUUUAUGGGCAUUCUGAGUAGAAAAAUGGAACAAAGCUUUUCAAUAAGCAAACAUAAUAUUGUGAGCUGGUUAUCUACCUCUUGUAAAUCUACUGGGUUUUAUCAAUGUUAAAAUUGCAGAAGUGCAAAUAUGCAGUGUUUGUUUCUCUCUUAACUGUGGUGAUAAGGAAUUUACCUUUGUUAAUGGAAAAGAACUGAACAAAUAUUUUAAAAUCUAAGCAGAAUGAAAAUCAUUCCGCUUUGGUGUAGCUGUAUUUCCUCUGAUUUAAUCUGGCAAGUGCACAGAAAUCCUAGUGUCAUUAGGUUUAUAGAAAUGAAACCUUUUUGGCUUUUACUGUUACGGGCUGAAUGUGAUGACAGAUUGGAAUGUCGAUUUCUUACAUAUAUAGUAAAAUGGACUACAACUAGUUUGGUUGUAAUAAUGGUUUUAAUAACAAUUUUACAUGAUAGAAACUGAUGCACCAAAUGUACCAACUUGGUUAAUGUGCACAAGUAACUUGUUUUCUAAUUACUGAUAAAAUUCAGUGUUGAUUUGCAAAAAUAACUCUAUUAGCUAAAAGAGAUGAAAAAACAGUUGCAAAGAACUUUUUAAAAAAUUAUUUGAAAUAUUC